Pyricularia pennisetigena is the source of this 3651-nucleotide messenger RNA. RefSeq lists its product as uncharacterized. The record is from RefSeq and is a predicted model, not a curated record. Gene Ontology annotation, biological process: regulation of transcription by RNA polymerase II. NCBI's taxonomy places the organism in Eukaryota, Fungi, Ascomycota, Sordariomycetes, Magnaporthales, Pyriculariaceae. Bases 1 to 3651 code for a protein of 1216 amino acids. The transcript has 3 exons.
AUGCCUUCAGCACCGUCGACCCCGCAGCGUUCCACGCCGGCGCGCCGACGCGGUCGACCGCGCACCUCAACCUCAGCCGCGCGAUCCAGCCGCGUUGCCGUUGCUGACACGGAACCUCCCCCAAAGAAGCGCCGGUAUAUCCCCGGUGGCCCCGGCGGCGGUGGCAGGUUUGUUGAUGAGAAUGGAAACGAGGUUCCGAGACCGGCCGGCUCAUCCAGCGCCCCGAGGCCCCGUGCCGCUGCCGGCACCCCAUCGACAGGCAAGCCCCGGCGAUCUCUAGCCGCCGGUUCAGCCGCUGUAUAUCCCAGAAGAGAGCGCAGCACGAGGAUGCGUACGGCAACGAGCAGGUUCGAGCCCGAUGACGAACAGUUCAGCUCUGCCGCCGCCAUCACCAGCGCCGUAAUCCAGAGCGAGGGCUAUAAACCCCGAGAAGAGAGGGGCUGGGAAGAGUUUCAUCCAAAUCUAGAUAUCGAAGCAACGUUCAUGGUCUUCCAAUCCGAAGAUGUCGAUGGGACUGCGAGGCCAAGGCCUACUACUCCAAAGCCUGCAGUCACUGCAGCUUCUGCCGAUACAUCGACCCCCAAGGGUGCAUCGCCCCUCAAGACCCAAGAGGACGAGGAAGCAACAAAAGAUGCCGUGCUGGUCCCACCAGAGGGAAGCCAGAACAGCACAACACCCAUGACAAGAAGGAGCAGGGGAAGGCCGUCUCGAGACCCCCUUGGUGUCUAUGGCAUGCGUGGGGCCGACUUCUCCAUGACCCCGAAAGUCCCCAAGGUGCUUCCCAUACAUAACCAGACACCCAAGGAGCGCCUUGAUCUCAAACAGCCUUCUUACCGGAAAACAGAUCGGAUAUCCAUGUUCGAAAGCAAAACGUUCGGCCAGGCUCGAUAUGUCGAGAAGUCGAUGAUGAACGUGGGAUACCAGGAGAGUGACCAGUAUCUCCGCCCAGAGAGGAUGUUGAUAAAAGCCACCGACGGGAACAUCGAGGAAGAUCUAGAGCAACUGUCCGCAAUUGCGAAAGCGGAUGGCAGCUCGACCAGCUCACCUUCGAACACCCUUGGUCGAGUCGAGUAUGACAUGGACGAGCAAGACGACAUGUGGCUGGAGAAGUACAACGAGCGUCGGAAAGAAGCGAAUCUGGACACCAUCACUCGUGAAAUAUUCGAGAUUGCCAUCACCAGAAUAGAAAAGGAGUGGCAUGCUCUCGAGAAGAGAAUACCAAAGCCCAACCCCAAACCUCCUCAGACGCACAGGCCAAGAUCAAGCUCGGCUGCGGCUGUUAAUGGUGAGACGCAAGCCGGAGAAGAACAAGACAGUAAAUGCGCCAUAUGCGAUGACGGAGACUGCGAAAACACAAAUGCAAUCGUCUUCUGUGACGGGUGCGAUCUAGCGGUUCACCAGGAGUGUUAUGGUGUGCCUUUUAUCCCGGAAGGCCAGUGGCUGUGCAGGAAGUGCCAGCUGAUUGGCCGAGGCGUUCCGACGUGUAUCUUCUGUCCGAAUACGGAUGGUGCCUUCAAGCAGACUAACUCGUCCAAAUGGGCACAUCUCUUGUGUUCCAUGUGGAUCCCGGAGGUUUCUCUGGGUAACCACACGUUCAUGGAGCCUGUGAUGGAUGUGGAAAAAGUGCCCAAAACCCGGUGGAAACUGACGUGCUACCUCUGCAACCAACGGAUGGGAGCCUGCAUCCAGUGCGGUAACAAAGCAUGUUAUCAGGCAUUUCAUGUGACCUGUGGGAGACGGGCACGAUUGUACCUCAAGAUGAAGAACAGCCAAGGUGCGUUGGCCGUGCUUGAUGGCAAUAUGGUUCUCAAAGCCUUCUGCGACAAGCACUGUCCGGCAGAUUACACCAAAGAGAACAACGUCGCACAGGCCACCAGGGAUGCGAAGAAGUUCUACAAGAAGAUGAUGAAGGGGCGGCUCUGGGCAACAAGUCAGGAUUCUGCUGCCGAGCUCGCAGCUACACAUCGGCAAGCGCUACAUGAACAACCCGCAGACGAUCUGCAGGCAACGGGAGAAAACGCAGUUGUCGCUGCAGACAAGAAGCGCGGCCAAGUGCAAAAGUGCUGGUGGAGGUUACCUUCAGGAGCACCCGUAAUACCCCAGUCCGUUCUUACCAUCGUCGAGGGAGCUAUGCAACGGUUCCCGUUCAGUAAGAGAAAAGACUUUGUAGCAGAGGCUUGCAGAUACUGGACGCUGAAGCGAGAAGCGCGUAGAGGCGCCGCUCUGAUAAAGCGUCUGCAACUUCAGAUGGAGACAUUCUCCUCAAUGGAGCUUACCAGACGUGAUUUUAGCGCCAUGGGUCCAUCAGGCAAAGCACGGCUGGAGAGGAGAAUCGAGUUUGCCAGCAUGCUUAUCAAGGAUUUGGAACAGCUCAAGACUCUUUCAGACGAGAUUGUCAAGCGCGAGCUGGACAAGCUCGAGGCGGCGGAGCUAGAACAAGAUUUUGUCGACACUGUUUACUUCCCCAUCUACAAGCUACUGCUACCUGUCAUUGACAAGGCACUUGCGCUUGAUAAAAGUGUCUUCAAAGAAGGUCUGAAUGGACUGCAGAACAGACUUGAUGAGAGACAUUACACCACGACUCUGGCUUUCGCUCAUGAUUUGUGUGAGGUGAUUCACGUGGGCAUCAACUCAAGCCCAAUCAAGCAAGAUGCAGUUGAAUUGGCAGACAGACCAGAAGAGGGAGAUCCAGUUGAUGUUUCUCCAUCCAAACAAGGCUCCGGCUACGUAGAGGCUAGGGACCGCAAACGACUGGGCAAAAGGAUUCUCAAAGCGGUCCAGCCCCAGCUCGAAACAGCUCUCCAUGCUGAAGCAGACAUUGCCAACAAACCUUUCGAAAAGCUCGUCAAGGAGCUUGAGGGCAUGCUGGAAGCUAGCCUCGAGCUUAGACAAGCAUCGAUCACGGUCUUGCAGGACGAAAACGUUGCGCCAGAGCAUAGUGGAGAGGUCGCAAUGGUGGACGCCCCUGACGUCGAUGCCGGUCAGAUUAUAGUAGCCGAUCAUGAGACCCGGACGGCGCAUCAUGGUGAAGCUCAGGCCGAUGUCGACAGGAUGCAGAUCGACGUGGCUGUUGAUGACGCCGGUAAUAUCGAAGUGGACACCUCGGGCGUCGGCAAUGCUGUCGAGGUCAACGGCUGUGCCUCGUCAACGUCGUCGGUUGCAGGACAGGAGAAUCAACCAACCGACCUCACCAAACCCGAAGUGCAUCUGACCAACGGAACUCCCAAGCAAUCAGGUACGCCGCCGGCGGACAGCAACUACAUGCAUGCUCCACUACCGUCGGGUCCACAGCCUGGCCCGCUCACGCCGCCGCAGUCCAACGGUGGCCUGGGUGCCGGAGGGGCUUCCGGUCCCGCUGACGUACUUACCGACGGUGGGCUUCCGUGGUAUUUGAAAUCAUUUCAUGUCGACGGAACUUCUGCAGCCGAGGACAAGUGGGCAGGACGGGAUGCGGUCCGCAGCCUUAGCGAGGACCUUACAGAUAUGGACGAAGAGGAGCUCAACGGGCUCGAGUUUGACGUCGAGGACAGCACUAUUACUGCGUCACCAGUGAACGCAAGCAGCAGCGGACCUAUGCUGUCAACACGGAAGAGGAGUAGCAGUAGUGCCAGGCACAGGAAGGGGGUGAGAACGUCGGCUAGGAGACGAUGA